UUUAAAAAAGAAUCCAACAAGAACCGUUAUUGUGUUCAAUACGACGAUCACGCGAAAAUGGUUUCGUCGUCUUUGUGUUCGCUGGUGGAGCAUCAAAGUUUGGUGGACAUCGCGAUUAGAUGCGGAAAUAGCACAGUUCACGCUCACAAAUGCGUUUUAGCCGCCAAUAGCGGCUAUUUCCGUGAACAUUUAGAAAAGAAUUCCGGCGUCGAACAAAUCGUCGUUAACGGCUUGGAUUUUGCCGUCGUUAAAGCCCUCGUUGAGUUCAUGUAUUGCGGCGAAACGAACAUUGCCGAAGAAAACUUUAAAUUUUUUAUCGCCGCGGCGAAAAUGUUUGAGAUUCGCGGGGUCCAAGCUUUAGCAGCCGACAAUCAUUAUCAAAUAGAUGAAACCCUCCAAAUACCUCACCCAUUAUUUCUAACGAAGAAACCUAAAUAUUCGAGUACCUAUUUCCCUAUGAAUAACGUCAAUGUUAACCAAUCCUCCUCAAAUCCCGAUAAAAUAACCACAAUUCCGAGUGAUUCGACGAAUUUUCACCGGAAAUUAAAACGAAAAUAUAUGAAAUCAGAGGCGGAAAAAGCUUGCGCUAAAGAAGCCGCUGCAAGCCGGUUAGCUUUGGAAGCUUUACAAAAAGAAUUAGCAACAACCAAUCAAUUAAGUUCGUUCGUUAUUGAAGAUUCUUGUUCGGAAACGACGGUGGAAAACUUUAUUCCGCAUUCUGAAGAACCUUACAUUGAUAAUUUAAAUCAUCUUCAAGCAGUUCCUUUAGAAGUUGUUAAUUACGCCGAUUUGAAUCAAUCCGUUUUGAAUCAAUCUGUAUUAAAUCAAUCCGUGUUAAACCAAUCUGUGUUAAACCAAUCGGUUUUGAAUCCAGUUUUAAACUUAACAAAUCAAGUUUUAACAAAACCAAUAAACGUCCUUGGAAAUCCAGUUCUUCAAUACGAUAACGUUAACAGCCCAAGACUCCAAGAAGCAAUAACCGACAAAUUGAGACAAAUUUUUGGGGGAAACGUCCCAACGAACGUUGAGAUAAUGUUUAAAACGAACGAUGGGAGUUUUAUGAACGUCACCGACGAAGUCCUUCAAAACAUAACGAAAGAUUCGCUCCAAUAUCAAGUUAUUGACGAACAUGGAAGAGCCGGGGAAGUCCAAGAAUUAACGGUCAACACCAAAGACUCAAAUUUUACUCACAUCCCCGAAGUUGAAGAAGACCCGAUCGCAAAAUACGUAAAUCCAAUAGAAACGAUAACCGACAAUAACCAAAGCAUCAAAGAAAUCAAAAUCGAUGAUAUCAACUCAGACCAAAGUAUUCUAGAGGCGAUUAUUGAGAAUGAAAAGCGCGAAAACGAAUUGAAGUUUGUUUCGGUGAACGAUUUGAAUGAAAUUGAAACGUUAGAAAAGCUUAAAAAAGAUAAACAACAACAAUCAACGAUGGAUUUUUGCGAUGAAUUCUUAAACAGCACCUUGAUGGGCGAUAAUUUUUUGAAUAACAUCACCAUUAAUAACGUUCAAGAUGAUAACGGAGACGAAAUGUUAAAGAAAAUUCGCGAAGAUAACGAUUUAAGCCAAUUUUCUGAUAAAGAAAUUGAAAGUGUCAGAUUAGACGAAGAUGGGAAAUUGGACGAUAUCGAUGAGGAUAAAUUUGAUUUGAGGAAUAAGAGAAUGUUCACUAGAAAAAAGAAAUAAUUUGUUUAUAAUUAAAAUGUAUUUUGUAAUAAUUUGUUAAAAUUAAAAUUAU
Molecule: messenger RNA, 1738 nt
Organism: Onthophagus taurus
Lineage: Eukaryota; Metazoa; Arthropoda; Insecta; Coleoptera; Scarabaeidae
Product: putative leucine-rich repeat-containing protein DDB_G0290503
Biological process (GO): regulation of transcription by RNA polymerase II
Cellular component (GO): nucleus
Molecular function (GO): protein binding
Source: RefSeq, a predicted model, not a curated record